Molecule: messenger RNA, 1241 nt
Organism: Mixia osmundae IAM 14324
Lineage: Eukaryota; Fungi; Basidiomycota; Mixiomycetes; Mixiales; Mixiaceae
Exons: 6
Coding region: 1-990 (329 amino acids)
Source: RefSeq, a predicted model, not a curated record
AUGCUGUCGCAACACAUACGCAAGGCUAUCCCGCAGGAGCUUGCGGUCUGGCAGCUCCUCGACGACAAGCUGACGAUGCGGUUCGCUAUCGUUCUGUCCCUUGCGGCUGCGACGAGCUUCAGUUCGGCCCAGAGCUCUGGCGAUGAUAUAUUCAGUGACUUGUCAAGCUUAGGCAGCAACUUGGCCACCUACUUGUCGUCCGCAGGCUCUGAUCUGAGUAGCUACUUCGGCACGCUCACCUCUGAAGCUGCAGGCCUCGCAACCGAUUCGACGGGUUCCCUCGCUUCUCAGAGAUCUUCAAUCGCCUCACAGCUGUCCUCGGCUGGAGCAGUGGUGACCAGUGCAGCCGGAUCCGCCGUGCCUGGCUUCAGCUCUAUCGUGAGCAGCGCUCUGUCAGCCAACUCACUAUCGAUACCCACUGCUACAGCUUCUAUUCCGAGUGCGACCUUCACCCCCACGGGUGCAGCGACUCGAGGCUUCGGUGACGCACCGCUCGUAUUUGCGAGCCUGAGCCUUCUGGCCUGCGUUUUCGUCGGCGCUGUUAUCACCCAGCGUUGCCUGACGCAAACCGAGCUGAAUGUACACGACCAAACUAUCCUGCAGCCCUGGUCUCCGUCGAGACGCCGCAGAAUGAAAGUCAAAAUGGCUUGUCUCGGCCUGCUCGCGCUGACUGCACUUACAAUCGCUGACGAUUCCACCGAUGAGAUUGCAUCUGCUAUCGCGAGUAUCGUCAAAGACAGCAACUCUGGCAACCUAGGGGCGCUACAAGGUGAUAUCGACAAGCUCACUGGUGCAAGCGUGGGCCUCGGCAGUAACGCAACCCAAAUUGCGUCAGGCAAUAAGACCGACUCAUCACAAGAUCAGUCAGGUGAUCCGAUCGCACUCCCUGCGAGUGGAGACCAACCGGCCACUUCAAUGGCCUUCAGAACUAGAUGCGUGGCGAGCUCGCUGGUUGCCGUCGUCAUCGCGUCGACGCUUUGUCAGCUAUGAUGCAAUGUCUUGCAGUCCUAUGAGCAGCCAACGGGAUCGACGGGAGAACAGCAUGACCAGGAACUGGCCGCUUUGUUGCCCAAUGCAUCCUUGAGAGCUAUGAUCGAUGCAUAGAUGGAUAAGACUGCAUGAUCGUCAAUGUAGACCAAAUAAAGUAGGCAAGACUGACACAUCGUAGCCGCGGCAAGAAUGAUCCAGAUCAGAUUGAUAGUAUUGAUGAUGGGCUGCUGCAGGAAGCCACGCUUCCAUCG